UGAGCUAUUGUCAUUCUUUUUUUAUUAGGUUUCUAAAUCAGCUAAGCAAGCGGCAGACUUCUCUUUCACAGGAGUGUAGUGUUAGGGUCUCUAUUUAUGGCGGCUGGAAGAUACGGAAGCUAUCGAGAUGACCAAUUCAAGGAGCGAGAAUCCGAUUUUCCUGUCAGGAAGCGGGAUUUUUCUCUUUCAACAAGUAGUGAGUACGAUGGGAGUAGACAUAGUCAACGCGGAUACAUUAAUGGUCGGGCUCCAAAGAGGAAGAUGGAAGAUGGGGUUGUUAGGCAGAAGGAUAUUAAAGAGAGGCACCAAGGGUAUCGCUCCUCAUCAAGCAGGAGCGACUCCGGUGGACAUAGAAGUAGCAGCAGCAGCAACAGCAAUGGAGGUGGUGGCGAUUCUAGUAGGCAAGACGGCCACCCUGUAGUAGGAGUGUUGGAUCGAGAACCUGGUGAAUUGUCUAGUGAAAGUGGUUCUGAUGAGGCUACUACUACUAAUUCAGAAUCGCAGCAGGUUAAAACCAAGGAACCUCCAAAGAGAGAGAACCACCGGAGUAAGCCGCCUCUGCCUGUGGGGAGGACUAACAAAAGGAAGUUUUCUCCCAUUGUCUGGGAUAUAGAUGACAAGGAGGUACUCAAUCCAUUGAAGAAGAAGAGUAGGGCUCCUCCUCCUCCUGCUAUUAUUACGUUCUCACUGCUUCCCGAAUCUAUUGUCCAAUCGCCUCAACAUAUUCUGGACAAAGCUGUAGAUAUUUCUCCUAAAAGAGAGACAACUAAUUCAGGUUAUCUGUCUGACAACCCACAAUCAGUAGAGCUACUAGAAUCACGAGCCACUGCUGCCUCCAUGUCUCCAUUGAACUUCCCAUCUUCUCCAGUUCAGGAGCAGCGUCUGGGCAACUACAUAUCAAAACCACUGGAGGAGGAUGAUUAUGUUCCAACCAGGAAUAUAUCCGCCUCCCGAUGGGCAGGGGAUGCCAAUUCCCCAGCUUCCCCAGCGGAUGAAAUUGAAAUUUUGCAAGAGGAAAUGUGUGCGAGGAGGAAGAUGCAAUUUCUGGAGUCUGUUACAUUAAAUAGUCAUCGGAAAUCAUUGACCCCUGAGCUCCGGGAGUUUGAGGUAGGUUCUGAAGUAGAUAAAACAAGACCAUCUGGAUCCGUUGAAAGAAGAUACCAUGUCAGAUCUUUUGGUAGAGAUGAUGAUCACCCUGACUCUGACUUUCAUAGAAACGAUUACAUGGACAUAGAUGAGGGACAUGUGAGAAGUGGAAUUAGCGCUAGCGAGUCGGACACUGAGUCUGAUGAAAUGAAGCGUUCAAAACCUACAUCAGAACCUCAUGCCCCACCACAAAGAAUGGUAGAUAUGCUUCAAGGGUGUAGAAGUGUUGAUGAAUUUGAGAGAUUGAAUAAGAUAGAUGAAGGGACUUAUGGUGUAGUUUAUAGAGCCAAAGAUAAGAAAACUGGAGAAAUUGUUGCACUGAAAAAGGUCAAGAUGGAAAAAGAAAGGGAAGGUUUUCCUUUGACUUCUCUGAGGGAAAUCAACAUUUUACUUUCUUUUCAUCAUCCAUCGAUUGUGGAUGUCAAAGAAGUUGUGGUUGGAAGCAGCCUUGAUAGUAUUUUUAUGGUAAUGGAAUACAUGGAACAUGAUCUAAAGGCUUUGAUGGAGACGAUGAAGCAACCGUAUAGCCAAAGUGAAGUUAAGUGUCUGAUGCUCCAGCUGUUAGAGGGUGUCAAAUAUCUUCAUGACAAUUGGGUCCUUCAUCGUGAUCUCAAGACAUCCAAUCUGCUUUUAAACAAUAAAGGUGACUUGAAAAUCUGUGAUUUUGGCUUGGCUCGUCAGUAUGGAAUCCCAUUGAAGCCGUAUACACAUCUGGUAGUAACCUUGUGGUAUAGAGCACCUGAACUUUUACUGGGAACAAAACAGUAUUCAACAGCAAUUGACAUGUGGUCAUUAGGUUGCAUUAUGGCUGAACUGUUGUCAAAAGAGCCGUUGUUCAAUGGGAAAACUGAAGUUGAUCAAAUUGACAAGAUUUUCAGAUCUCUUGGUACGCCUAAUGACACAAUAUGGCCCGGCUUCUCUAAGUUUCCUGGUGUGAGGGCGAACUUUGUUAAGCAUCAGUAUAACCUAUUACGCAAAAAAUUUCCAGCUACAUCUUUCACUGGAUCACCAGUUCUCUCUGAUGCUGGUUUUGAUUUGCUGAAUAACCUUCUCACUUAUGACCCUGAGAAGAGGAUUUCAGCUGAAGCUGCCCUCAACCAUGAAUGGUUCAGUGAAGUUCCCCUCCCAAAGUCCAAGGAAUUCAUGCCUACUUUUCCAGCAAGACAUGCACAAGAUAGGCGGUUGCGGAGGAUAAUGAAGAUUCCUGAUCCUUUGGAAGAGCAGCGGCGCAAGGAGUUGCAAGAAACAGAACUAGGGACUGGUGGUCUAUUUGGCUGAGAAGGCAAAUUUAGGGUUUUGUUCUCCUUGUUUUGCUUUAUUGCCUUAUUAAUUUGACUUGUUUGUUGGUCGAGGUGAGAGCUGUCCACUGAAAGGAAGAAGUGCAAUUGUUUGUCAAGCCAUUCACGCUAUUUUGUGGCCGGUAAUCUUGAUAAACUUGGUGAAGUGAAAUCUUUUUGCCACUACAUUUCAAGCCAGCCUUUCCAUUAAUAUAGAAAUCCAUCUAUGACUCUUCUUGUACUGCAAGGUGUGGCACAUUGGCUUUACAUCUAUGAAGCAACUUGCCUAUGUAACAUAUUUUAUAUGGAACAUUGUAACAUUUUGUUUUGUUGAAAUAUUCAGAAUUUGGUUUAAA
Molecule: messenger RNA, 2779 nt
Organism: Impatiens glandulifera
Lineage: Eukaryota; Viridiplantae; Streptophyta; Magnoliopsida; Ericales; Balsaminaceae
Product: cyclin-dependent kinase G-2-like
Exons: 6
Coding region: 97-2424 (775 amino acids)
Biological process (GO): regulation of mitotic cell cycle; protein phosphorylation
Cellular component (GO): nucleus
Molecular function (GO): ATP binding; cyclin-dependent protein serine/threonine kinase activity
Source: RefSeq, a predicted model, not a curated record